CAGUAUUCACCGUUGUCGCUAGUUGGGCAGAUCGAUUUAUCGCUGAUUCUGAUCUGCCAAAGUCGUGAGAUUCGCGCAAGACUUUUUUCUAUUGCCGAACAGUGCCUACUAUGAUGUAUUCGAGACUACUGUGCGGCAAAGGGACUUUUUUCACCCUUUUUAUCUUAGCGGGGGUUCUUGCUACAGAAAUAACAGCAUACAGAGACGCUUCGUGUCCUAGAAUAUGCAAAGAAAACGCUUACGGAGAUCCAGUUUGUGGAAGUGACGGAAUCAUAUAUCCAAAUAUUUGCGAACUUAAGAAAAAAACAUGCGGCAAAGGUGUAACAUUAUCUUCGGACCCAAAUUUGUGUAAGAGAUCGAGUGGAUCGAAGUGUGACCACAGGUGCGGAGGUGAAAAGGAUCUUGUAUGCGGCACAGAUGGCCGAACGUACAGCAAUCGGUGUAUGUUACAAGUUGAAAUUUGCAGAUUAGGUAUUGGUCUAUCACAUCUUGGUGCAUGUAAUAACAUCAGUGCGCAUAGAGAAAAUUGUCCAGUAGAUUGUAAGCAAGCACCUAUGGAUGGACCCGUAUGCGGCAGUGAUGGAAACGUCUACAAGAACACGUGUCAGAUGAAAAUACUUACUUGCGGUCAAGGGGUAGUGAGAACGAAUAAAAAAUAUUGUCAAACAACACGGCAUUGUCGAGAAUCCUGUUGGAGGAACGCCAAACCUGCUUGUGGCUCAGAUGGGAAACUAUAUGCGAACGUUUGUAGAAUGAAAGCGAAAAAUUGUGGAAAGCAUGUAUUUGAAGUUCCCAUGGCGUAUUGCGUGAGUCAAGAACGUACUUCACAAGGAGGAUCGUGUCCAACUAGCUGCAAAAGUGAAAUAGAAAAACCCACUUGUGGAUCCGAUGGUUUUGUUUAUAGAAGUGAAUGCGAAUUGAAAUUACUAAAUUGCGGCAAUAACAGACGUGUCGUAAAAGUCGAUUACGAAAAAUGUCGUAACAAAGUGGCCAAAUGUAUGAAGAUAAAAUGCUCCAACGAAUACGAUCCAGUAUGCGGAACAGACGCGCGAGUUUAUACGAAUCAAUGUCAACUAAAUUUAGCGACAUGUUUGAAAGGAGUUCAAUUCGCGCACAUAGGAAACUGUACAAAGUUAAAAGAAGAAGAACAGUGUCCUCAAAAUUGUAGUCAAGAAAUUGAGGAACCUGUCUGCGGAUCGGACGGAAAUGUCUACAAGUCACUGUGCCAUCUUAAAAAAGAAACUUGUGGGCAACUGGUGAUUCAAGUUCCAUCGCAGCAUUGCCGUACUACCGCUGCUUGUAAUGAACAAUGUGGAGAUGAUAAAAACUUCGUAUGCGGUUCAGACAACAGAGUUUAUAAGCACGAAUGUGAAAUGAGGCGAAACAAUUGCGGGAAACACAUCUAUGUAGUGCCAAUGAAACGUUGCAUCGCCGGUUUCCAAUUCAAAGGCUGUCAAAAAAUUUGCCCGACGUAUUACGAUCCAGUUUGCGGUACCGAUAACAAGACUUAUAGUAACACGUGUUUCUUGGAAAUAGAAAACUGUCGAUCAAGGUCGCUGGUUACUUUGAAAAAUAUGGGAACUUGCGCUGAACCUUUGAACGAAAUACCCAAAAAUUAUCUCUACUAAUAUCCCAUAAAAUUCCAAGUGGAUAUAUUUAUAUUAAGAAAAUUGUUUAUAACUGCAUGUACCUAGUUACAUAAUUUGUAUACUGUGCUGUAUACCAGGGGUUUUCGUUGCUAAUAAAUAGUACUCGUAAAAAUACUAAUUUCCUUUUAUUCAUAAGGAAAAUAUCUAUUUAUUUGAAGUGUUUUUCAGAAUAAAUAUGCUUCUAAAAAUUCUUAUUUAGUUUCUUUUAUAAUUUUUUUAAGAAAAUGAAAAUUUGACGUUAUUCUUUAUCAGAUUAAUUUAUUAAUAAAUAAAUGAAAGGUCAUUAAUACGAUAAAAAAUAUAAAACUGCUUUAACGAACUACGAAAUAUCAAAAAAACAUAAAUUAAUUACAAGGAUUCAAAACGGAAAAGAGAAUUUUUAGAAAUGGUUCAUUUUCGUAAGAAAAAAAAAUGAAUGAUUAAAAAGACUUAAAUAAGAGUGCUACGUAUUUGAGAUGCGAAAACUAAGGAAAAAUCUAUCUUUUUUUAUUUUUAUUUUGAUAUAUAUGAUGUAGGUGAUCUAUAACACAUAUUCUUGACUCGGCUCCUUCGUCGCCUCGUCAUAAACAUCUAUCUCGUAUCGUACUAAAACACUUAUAACUAACUUGACAUUUUGACAAACCUUCGGCGUACAACUGACGUUUUAAUCUUAAAUUGUUAGGUUAAAUGACGUCAUUUUUAGACGUCAGUUAUAUCUUGCAAUACAACAACGAAAUAUGAACCAUCUGUGAACGAGGUCAACCAGCAACGAUUACCACUACCAUUACCAUCACACUUGGGCUAUUAAUUAACAAUUUUUUUCAUUACAAUGUAAAAAUGAUGUCUUAUAAACGUCUUUUCGAAUUGACAUGUAAAAGUCAUAUAAAUGACUUCAAAUCGACGACUGCUUGCUAACUGGAAAUUGUCAUUGUCAAUAUAGUAUUUUGAUAAAGACUAAAAGAAGUCGAAACGUCAAAUUUUUAUUUGCCUUUAAAAAAUUAUAGAAAAAAAAACUAAUUUUUAAUCAAAAGAGACCUAAAAUCAAGAACAUUUAGAAGCAUGAACAUUAGUCUAAGCAAUUAAAGAAAUUUAUAUAUACAUAUUUAUAUGGAAUUAUUAGAUAACAAUUAAUAAUUUAAGUAAGAAAAAAAUGAAACAAUUAAAAAUUUACCCACAACCCUAACUUGUACGUCAAUAACAAAAAAAGCAAUGAAAGCGCUGGCUUUGCAUAGUAUUAGAUUAUUUGUAUAAAUUUGGUUCGUUCAAAACUUGUUUCAAGUUCAAAAUUCUAAAUUGUAAAUUGGACUUUACUUUUAAUUAUAUUCAUACAAGGAAGCUUGCUCGCACGAACAUGUCGAUCCGAGCAUAGUUAACGCUUGAUGCGUCGAAUAUAAGAGCCUGAACUUGCGGUGUUUCUUUCCGAGUUUCUACUUUCGUUGCGUUACGUACAUACAUUUCUGGACCUCUUCUAACUCGCUUUUCCGCUCCACAAAACUUUACGUUUUAAAACGAUCAAUUGUAUUUCUAGAAAUCCAGUUUCAAUUCCAAAUGACUCGAUGUCGAUUUCUUACUAUGAAGUCUAUAAUUUAUCAUUUAUUUUUGCUAAAAUCUUAUUACGGAAUAGGAUUAUGGGGAUGUGCCAACAAAUCUAGUAUUGCUCUCAUACAAGGAGAACAAUCUAAAAUCCUUCGACUACUAGUCAAUGCACGAUGGUACUUCACAAACAAAUUGAUCCAUCAACACCUCCGUAUUCGAAUAAUACAAGAGACAGUACAAGAAAGAAGCCCUAACCUAAAGCUGGACAAUCAUCCUGAAACGAAGCUGGCCAAUGGAAUUCAAAUAAAGUGCAAGAGAUCUUCUCACUGGUGAAGUCUCAUCGGAAUAUUCCCAAAUGCAACCUGCAGGUCCAUAACCAACAGAAUAGCUGGUGAAUAGUACAAAAAAAAUGACACAUCGGUAGUGAUAAAGCAGAUGACAGUUGAAUAUCUUCCGGUAACAAAUAUGAUAUUGUUUUAGCGGAUAAUGGCAAAUAUUUGAUGUUUUCCAGGAUUUGUGGUUUGUUUUUUAAAUAACGAAACAGUUCUUCAGAUCCACGUUUGACGCAAUCCUUGACAUGCGUCACUGGCGAAAAAAGCAAGCCGCUGAAAGACACGAUUUUUAAAUAUUUUUUUGUCAUAUAAAAUCCAUAAUAUAUGCGUAUGAAAUUAAAAAGCUGCAGCUUCACGUCCAAAGAGAUGCAUGUGACUCGUGAUCUGCAGGUUGCCGACUCCUGAGAAUGCGUGAAAAUGAGACUUAAAUUAAGUGUAAUUAUUAUAGAGGUCGCUCCACUGUUAUAAUGUUCCAUUUCUACGUUUCUUAAAAUGUUUUUACUAAUUUUGACAUAGGUACGUACACUCCAAUUUAGAGUCUCGAAUACAUAUAGGUGACAUUUUCUUUUUAUUUAUAAUGGAAUUUUUCAUAUAUCCUUCUAUUCCUAAUGUUUUUUUAUCAGUAAAUUUGAUGCAAAAUAUACAAGGAAAGCAGUUGUCAAAAACAGUAACAAAUGGCUAAAUUUUCUAUGAGUUUUUUAAAAAUAAAACUCGUUUUAUAACUACGUUUCUUUCAAGAACAUAUUUAGUCAAUAAACGACAAUCAUUAUCGAUUUCUUCUUCUUAAACUAUCAAAUAUUCGUAUUCUUAAGGUUCAAAACUGAGUUUUUACAAAAAAAACGGUUUUCAAAAUAAAACAUUUACUUCGUUUAAAAACUGAAUCGAUAAAAAAUUAAAUAAUGGUAAAAUGUGUGUUUUUUAUACAAUUCUUGAAAAAUUUCAGUAUCUAAAUAUAAAGAAUUCUUGUCAAUUUUCGUUAUCAAUUAAUCUCAAAGUAACCACACUAAUAAAUAUAAUUUCUAAACAGAGGCUAUAUAAAACGAAUGGGCUCAAUACGUUCCUAUAUUUAUAUCACCAACGGAUCGAUCAGAGUUGCCAAUUAUGUAAACCGAAAAAAGGAAACAUCGUUCAGUACUAAAAACAGUUCUUAUUUCAAUAACAUCUAAAUAAUUGUAAAAAUUUAAUCACGUGUAUUUUGUAACAUAAAUAGUGGAAUAUGGAUGUAAUAUUUUUAAACCUUGUUUUAUUUAAUCCAAAAAUUCGUGAAAACACCGAAAAUUGCUGUCCUAUCUCAUACGUUCACUAUUAUAUGGUAUCUGGCAUUUAAAAUAACUAAGUACCGGGAUGAUUCGAAAUGAAUGAUAUUUAAUCUUUGGUGAUUCAACCUUAGACAUAGUAAAUGACCAUCUAAACAUAAUUAUUAUUUCUAUUACAACAUUUUUUUGUACUAAAUCAUGCUUUAUAUUGUUCUUGUUUUGUGCCAAUUUUACUUCUAUGGUAGAUUUUUAUGAAUAGUUUUAUAUUUACUUAGAUUAAACAAAUUGUAUUUAUUCUAGAUGCAUUAAUUUAUACAGUAUAAAUUUUUUUAUAUCAAGCAUUUAUCAAAUGAGCUGUGUUUUUAAGCCUUAGGUAUUAUUUUGAAAAUAAUGUAAUUGACGAAUAAACACGACGUUUUUCUGA
This is a messenger RNA of Diorhabda carinulata, 5176 nucleotides long. Its product is annotated as serine protease inhibitor dipetalogastin. Gene Ontology annotation, molecular function: protein binding. Bases 111 to 1628 code for a protein of 505 amino acids. The record is from RefSeq and is a predicted model, not a curated record. Lineage: Eukaryota; Metazoa; Arthropoda; Insecta; Coleoptera; Chrysomelidae. Gene Ontology annotation, biological process: multicellular organism development; cell differentiation. The transcript is spliced from 9 exons.